This is a messenger RNA of Peromyscus californicus insignis, 4270 nucleotides long. It is a transcript of the gene P2rx3, whose product is annotated as purinergic receptor P2X 3. Gene Ontology annotation, molecular function: extracellularly ATP-gated monoatomic cation channel activity; ATP binding; purinergic nucleotide receptor activity. Gene Ontology annotation, biological process: response to ATP; monoatomic cation transmembrane transport. NCBI's taxonomy places the organism in Eukaryota, Metazoa, Chordata, Mammalia, Rodentia, Cricetidae. Bases 678 to 1871 code for a protein of 397 amino acids. The transcript has 13 exons. Gene Ontology annotation, cellular component: plasma membrane; nuclear inner membrane. The record is from RefSeq and is a predicted model, not a curated record.
ACCGUCGCCUAGAGCGUCGGUACCCCCAGGCACCCUAAGCUAGUAAAGCGAGGGUCUUGCUGUGGAAUCCCACGCGGCUGGAUUCCUAACUAGGAAAUGGGAGCUCUCCUUAGAAAGUUACAAGCCGCUCUUCAAAGCGUAGAUUCCGAAGAGAAAUUAUGCAGUUUUGUCAGGCUUUCAGGUAGAAGUCGGCAGACACACAGAAUUGGAGUUCUUGGCUCAGGCAGAUCAGCUAACUCAGGAAUGGACCCUUACAAGGGGCUUUGGAGACUGACUACGGAGCGGCUGGUGAGCUGUGGGAGAGACACCGCAUAAGAGAACAGAAUAGAAACAGUAGACAGAGAGCAGAUAAAACAUGAGUCCCAGAGGGCCCGAGCCAGCUGCAUCCCAGGCAAUCUGGAGCCCGGGAUUGGAGACCCCACCCCUGCCGUGACAUCACAGGGGUGUGGAGUGAAGACAAAUAAAAAGGUGGUCCGCCGCCCUGGCCCUAGACCGUUGGCAGCCAGAGUGUCAAGAGGAGAGAGAGAGACUAGGCACUGACUACAGUUGCCUGGCUUACAGGAACUAGCUCUAUUCCUCAAGUCCCACUAAGCGGCCCACUCCGGGCCUUGAUCUCUUUCUCCCCGAGGUCGUCUCCCUGGGCUGCCCUUCUGAGUGGCAGUGAGCACUUUCUCAGUAUGAACUGUAUAUCAGACUUCUUCACCUACGAGACUACCAAGUCGGUGGUUGUGAAGAGCUGGACCAUUGGGAUCAUCAACCGAGCCGUCCAGCUGCUGAUUAUCUCCUACUUUGUGGGGUGGGUUUUCCUGCACGAGAAGGCCUACCAAGUGCGAGACACCGCCAUUGAGUCUUCAGUAGUAACAAAGGUGAAAGGCUUCGGACGUUAUGCCAACAGAGUCAUGGACGUGUCCGAUUAUGUGACCCCACCCCAGGGUACCUCUGUCUUUGUCAUCAUCACCAAGAUGAUCGUUACUGAAAAUCAAAUGCAAGGAUUCUGUCCCGAGAACGAGGAGAAGUACCGCUGUGUGUCCGACAGCCAGUGUGGUCCUGAGCGCUUCCCGGGUGGGGGGAUCCUCACGGGCCGCUGUGUGAACUACAGCUCUGUUCGCCGGACCUGUGAGAUCCAGGGCUGGUGCCCCACCGAAGUGGACACCGUGGAGAUGCCUAUCAUGAUGGAAGCUGAGAACUUCACCAUUUUCAUCAAGAACAGCAUCCGUUUCCCUCUCUUCAACUUCGAGAAGGGAAACCUCCUGCCCAACUUGACAGCCAAGGACAUAAAGACCUGCCGCUUCCACCCUGAAAGGGCCCCAUUUUGCCCUAUCUUGAGGGUAGGGGAUGUGGUUAAGUUCGCUGGGCAAGAUUUUGCCAAGCUGGCCCGCACGGGUGGAGUUCUGGGCAUUAAGAUCGGCUGGGUGUGCGAUCUGGACAAGGCCUGGGACCAGUGUAUACCCAAAUAUUCCUUCACUCGGCUGGAUGGAGUUUCUGAGAAAAGCAGCGUCUCCCCUGGCUACAACUUCAGGUUUGCCAAAUACUACAAGAUGGAGAACGGCAGCGAGUACCGCACACUCCUGAAGGCUUUUGGCAUCCGCUUUGAUGUGCUGGUGUAUGGGAACGCUGGCAAGUUCAACAUCAUCCCUACCAUCAUCAGCUCCGUGGCCGCCUUCACUUCUGUGGGAGUGGGGACUGUUCUCUGUGACAUCAUCCUGCUCAAUUUCCUCAAAGGGGCCGAUCACUACAAAGCCAGGAAGUUUGAGGAGGUGAAUGAGACAACACUGAAGGGUACUGCCUCCACCAACCCGGUGUUCCCCGGUGACCAGGCCACCGUGGAAAAGCAGUCCACAGACUCGGGGGCCUACUCCAUCGGCCACUAGGGCCCCUCCCCAGGGUCCCAUGCUCACCCUUAGGCUGCAGACUCUCCAACAGGCCACCCUGUCUGGGCAGAUGGGGGUGGGAUGGGGGAGAGAGGGGCUCUCAUUUCUGCUGCUCAUCCCAAAGACCACAGCCAGGUAUCUAGGUCCUUACUGUUCAGCAGUCAGGUAAUGCUUCCUGCUAAGACCUGAAUCUUGCCUUUACCCCUUGCAUGCCUCCCAUCUGCUUCCCAGGGUCCUAGGACAGCAGUAUCCAUCCCUUUCCAAAGGAGAGAGAAAAUGGUUGCUAUGGUUACACCCAUAGGGCCAACCAAGUACCAGGCACUUCCAUACACAUUAUCUCAUUGGGGCCUUAAAAUAACCCUAUAGGGUAUAUUUCUGGGUGUUUGUUUGCUUGUUUGUUUGUUUGUUUUUGAAGAGAAGCAAAGGCUCAGGGAGACUGAGUCAUUUGCCCCAGUCCACGUGACCAGAAAGUGAGGUUUAUACCCAGGUCUGACCCCUUUGCCCACAUCCGUGAGGGAAGAAUGAACUCCCUGCAUGGGGUUCCUUUGUGUCCGUUGCCUUUCCGGUGACUAGAUCACCAGUGAGCUUUCUCGGCAAUGCAGGCCCUACUUUAGGGGAGCCCAGUGAGAUGGAGUAUAAACUCUCAUUUCUGACUUGGCCAAGUCCAGCUUCAGAAGGAAAUAGGAGGUAUGUCUGUUGGUGAAUUUUUCCUCACCUCACCCCGUAUCUCAAACCCAAGCUGAGGAGUAGACCUUUGUUCUCCAGAUAGGCCCUCACACAUCUGGACCCUCACUCCAGAAUCCAGAUAGAACACACACACACACACACACACACACACACACACACACACACACACACACACACACACGACAGGUGAGAAGUGAUUUCUAAACCUAGCAUCAUGCCCCAGGACAUCAGCUGUCCUUGUUUAAGCAUUGUUGGAAAAGCCUUACUUAGUGGCUAGCGAUGUAGCUGAGUAGAUACAGUGUUUGUCUAGCAUGUGUAAAGAAAGCCUAGGGCCAACCUCCAGCACUGUAUAAACCAGGUAUGGUGGUGCACACCUGUAAUCCCAGCACUCAGGAGGUAGAGACAGCAGUGUGGGGAGGGGGGAGGAGUGUCAAAAGUUCAAGUUCAUUGUGGCAACAUAGUUAAGUCUGAGGCCAGCCUGAGUCCCAUGAAGCUGUCUCAAAAAAGAAGUUAGGAGGCACAGUGAAAUCCAAUGCCCUGUGAGCAUUCAGCCGGGUCAGCCAGGCCUGUUCCAUGUGAUCCUAAUAGGGUAAAGGGCCUCAGGAACCAUCAUGUCCAACCCUCUUGCUUACAGAUCAACACUAAGGCCAGAAAUGGAAAACGGCUUCCCUUGUGCCAUAGUGAAGUGUCCUGUGCUCAGAGAAGGACACUAUUGAACAGAAGUCAAGUCCAUCUUGUCUCUGUCUUUCAAAGAAAAGAGGAGAGGGAGAGGAAGCCCUAAAUCUCAGAAGCUCAAGGACAGAAUCAAGGUUUGGGGAGGAAGCAACUUGAAAGGCUUUUUUGGUUUGGUUUGGUUUUUUGGUUUGGUUGCUUUUGAUGAAAAGACGUUGCUAUGUAUCCCUGGCUGACCUCAACUUUACAGUCCUCCUCCCUCACCCUUUCCCCAGGAUUGGGAUUUACAGGCAAGUGUCAUCAUCCAGCUGGGGGCACCUCUUUAAAAAGAAUACAGAAUUAGGUAUCAGAGAGGUUCAUGCAAAUGAGUGGGCCUGAGGUAUAAGUUUCAUUAGUGUCAGGGCCAGUCUCCUCUGGGAACAUGGGCAUGGUGAUGAGGUCUUAGCAGAGAUGAGCAUACAUGUAGACAGAGGGCUGGCCCCUCACCAGAAGGUACAGAGAGAUGUGGGGGAAGGGGUAGUGUAGCAGUACUUUGGGAAGGCUUCUACAAGAGUACUUGAACAGACCCAACCCCAAUGAUCUCCACCCAGGGGGAGAAGGGGUAAGAGUCCUCUCACCAGGUCCAUCAAUCCUGCCCUCCAUCUGCUACUCACAGCCCCCAUCAUGAUGGGCGAUGGGAUACUGUCUCCCUAGCACCAGCAUCAGCUCCUGGGUAGUAUCCAGUAGACCUGGCCAGGCUUCAUCUCUCCAGCACAGACAUCAGUAAAGGAAACAGCACAUCCUCCAAUAAGGAGGCCCCCAGGCCCCCUUUGAGCUAAGGCGGAGUUCACAAAGAUGCUUCCUAGGAGGAGAUGGAGACACUGUGUCCUGGAAGGGAACUGUACCCCAGACUAGGAUAAUCCUCCCCCAGGUACCUGAGCCUCUUCUGGACCUUCCAGUAAGUGUGUAAGCCCCAUUCUCUACUCCCCUUUGUCUGAAUCAAGUCCACUUUUGUGUGCUAUUAGAUGUAGGCUAAUAGAAAUUACAACAGCCAGCUUGUA